AUGCCUCGCAACGUCCGCCAAAAACAACCAUCCAAGCCGGCCCGAGCGCCCAAGCGUCGCGAUUCCGUGUCAUCCUCAUCUCUCGGGCUCUCCGACGACAGCGGCUACUCUGGCGUCGAAGACCUCAGCGACUCGGAGGACGAUGACGAGGAUCAUGUUUUUGCGGCCGAGGAGGAGCACAUAAUCACCAAUGCGCGGCGCAAGCGUGCAUCGGAUCCUCCUCGGUCGCUCGUGGUGGACGACGAAGACGACGACGCGGAUGAAGAAAGCGAGGCCGACAACGACGUGGAGGAGGACGAUGAUGAUGACGACGACGACGAAGCUGAGGUGGAAGACGUUGAUGUGGUUGGGGACGCUGCAAGCUGGGCAGGGUUUUCAUCUGAUAACGAUGACCUUAUUCCCGCCGAGCCCGUGUCUCUUGAUCUCUUGAACCAGGUUUCUGUCACCCCGAGCCGCCACGUUCGCUUCAUCGGCGUCCCCGAUAGUGACUCGGAUUCGACAACCAGUGAGACUAGCGAGAUUGAUGACAUCCACGGUUUCUUCCCCGACAUCUUCGUGGAGCAAAGUUCUCUAGAUCCUAGGUUCCGUCGUGAGAUUGAGGAUGACGAUGACACUUCAUCGAACGGUUCCUUUUGGGAUUUCCAUAGCGGCUCGCACGACAUGGCGGGCCGUCAAGUAGGUGUAGACGACGACGACGCAGCUCAGGACCAAGAUGCUACGCCAACAGUGACCCCGAGGCACAGCCAGCCGCCUGCUGACAUGUCAGCGCCUGUAACCGUCGCUGUGGAAGUGCAGGAGCUUGACGGAUAUGAGACGGACGGUGAUACCACGGAGGAGGACAUCCCUGAGCCGAUCAUCCGCAAGAAGCACAUGCGCCGCUCCCACACGGUGGAACCCUCUUCCGACUCGGAUACAGAAAAGCCCAUUCAAUCGCGGCCGGGCCGGCCCCGUGUCGGCCGGUUCAACCUUGACAGGUCCGACAACAAGCCCAUCGGGGUUGUUGACCCUGCUACCGGCAAGAUGAUCAUAUUCACACCUCGCCGGACUAACCAACUCGACCUCUCCCCGGAAUCGCUGCACCUGGAUUUCUCGCUUGGGCAAGAUCUAACCGCAUCUCCCCUUGUCAGAAACCCAGGCCUUAUCAUGAUGGGUGCCAUGGCCUCGUCCAACACGUUCGGUGACUUUAUGAACAUGCAGCCCUUUGGCCCUGCCGAGGCCUUCUUCCCCUGCACGCCUGGCUUGUUUCCAGGAGAGGAUGAGAGCGACGACUCGUAUUUUGCCGGCAUUGAGGAAGAGGAGGACGAGGAGGAAAGCCUGCUGAAGAUCGAGGACUUUGUCACUUUCAAUCAUGAUUCAUCGGAUGAUGAGGAGGAAGAGGUGGAGGAGGAGGUGGGUGGUGUUUGGAACGGAGAUCUUAUGUCCAGCCCUACCCGGCCUAAGACGGCUGCCAGCAACGCCAGCACGGGGGCCGAGUCUUCUGCGGCGGUCCACCCACUACUCACCCAUUUUGACGGCAACUCGGACGCCGUGGGUGCUUUCCGGCGCAAUCAGAUUAACCAACAACUUAUUUACAGUGACAAGGCGAGCCAAGAGUCGCUCGCAUUUUCGGGUCCGUACUAUCAUGGCACGCUCCGCGGCAUCAAGACGGGUAGCAUGGAAACGGUCACGGCGCCCAUCACGCCAAUCCGGCGGCAGAAGAGAAGCAACACGGUGGGGAGCAACUCGUACGCGGACAUCCAGCAGAGCAGCCCUCUUGGGGCCAUGUCGCAGAAGAGAAAGGCAUCGAGCAAUCACACGGAUGCCAACCUACACAAGCGGCACCGCAGCAUCUCGGACGUGGGAGUCCUCCAGAUUUGA
Molecule: messenger RNA, 1857 nt
Organism: Dichotomopilus funicola
Lineage: Eukaryota; Fungi; Ascomycota; Sordariomycetes; Sordariales; Chaetomiaceae
Exons: 2
Coding region: 1-1857 (618 amino acids)
Source: RefSeq, a predicted model, not a curated record